Xenia sp. Carnegie-2017 is the source of this 733-nucleotide messenger RNA. RefSeq names its product DNA polymerase zeta catalytic subunit-like. Gene Ontology annotation, molecular function: DNA-directed DNA polymerase activity. The transcript has 4 exons. Gene Ontology annotation, biological process: double-strand break repair via homologous recombination; error-prone translesion synthesis. Gene Ontology annotation, cellular component: nucleus; zeta DNA polymerase complex. The coding region runs from base 122 to 610 and encodes 162 amino acids. The record is from RefSeq and is a predicted model, not a curated record. Lineage: Eukaryota; Metazoa; Cnidaria; Anthozoa; Malacalcyonacea; Xeniidae.
UGAUUAUUAAAUCUUUGAUUGGCUAAUCUAUAAUCUAAAACAAAUAUGGCGGAUUCAACUCUCGUCUUUCGUCUUUCAAAAAUUUUAAUUGACGAUAUAUUUUCUUACUUGGAACAACAGAAUGUUUUCUGUUAGGAUUGCAGAUGCAGAUUUUUACGUGGGAAAACCUAUAGAUGGCUUAGAUAUUUUGUUUUCUAAAUUUCGCGAGGCGAAUGUUAACUGUGUUCCAGUUUUGAGAAUCUUUGGCUCAACUCCUGGUGGACAGAAAACUUGUGCUCCUAUUCAUCAAGUAUUUCCUUUUUUAUACAAAACUUACGAUGGAACUAAACCCACAGAUAAAUAUCUGAAACAAUAUACGACAAGUGUAGACUUUGCUGUUCAAGUUGCGUUCGGUAGAACAUCAUCUUCUAUGAAAUAUGUUCAUAAAACUGAAAUUGUUAAGAAAAUACUAUUUUAUGGUUAUCAUGAGAACGAAGAAGAGUUUAUUAAGAUAGAGUUGUACAAUCCAAGAAUAAUUCCCAAACAUGCUGAUCUUCUUCAGAAUGGAGCUAUAUUGAACAAGUCAUUUCAACCACACGAAGCUCAUGUUCCUUAUAUUCUACAGGAGUAAAAAAUGGGCUGACUUUUCUACCGACAUCAGAGAUGCAACAUUUGCAUGUAUAGGUGCCCACUUUGCUAUAAUUAUACAUCAGAUCUCAGGUGCCCAAUAAAAACAUUCCAUUUUGGAUUAUAG